UCAAUAAAAGUUGCUAUAGUCUAGUAGUAUGAGUAAAUACUAAAACCUGAAGAGUUGAAUUUACUAUCCGUAGGCUCAGUAAACCAGUGCUGGUUAAAUUCGUAACCGUGGUUAAAAUUUCUAAGCCGUCUAUAAAACGGUACCCUUCGUCUUCUUCAUCUCCCGCCAACAUUUUCUCAGAAUAAUUCCCGUUAUUUCAAAAAUUUGAAACCGAUCUCUGGAAAGCAUCUUUCCUCCUCCGCUUCUCCAUUUCCUUUCCAAACACUGAAAACCAUGGUUGUGGCACAGAAAUUGAAGGAAGCAGAGAUCACGGAGCAGGACUCUCUUCUCCUGACGAGGAACCUGCUGCGCAUCGCUAUAUUCAAUAUCAGUUAUAUCAGAGGUCUUUUUCCAGAAAAGUAUUUCAACGAUAAGUCAGUUCCUGCUUUAGAGAUGAAGAUCAAGAAGCUUAUGCCGAUGGAUGCAGAGUCCCGAAGAUUGAUUGACUGGAUGGAAAAAGGUGUAUAUGAUGCGUUGCAACGGAAAUACCUUAAGACGCUUCUCUUCUGCGUAUGCGAGGCAGUGGAAGGGCCAAUGAUUGAGGAAUAUGCUUUUUCUUUCAGCUAUUCCAGUUCUGAUAGUCAAGAGGUCUCAAUGAACGUCACUCGCACUGGAAACAAGAAACAGGGAGGAACAUUCAAGUGCAACUCCACGGCCGAAGUAACUCCCAACCAGAUGAGGAGUUCUGCUUGUAAGAUGGUCCGUACACUGGUUCAACUGAUGAGAACAUUGGAUAAGAUGCCCGAAGAGCGCACCAUAUUGAUGAAACUCCUCUACUAUGAUGAUGUUACGCCGGUCGAUUAUGAACCUCCAUUCUUCAGGAGUUGCACAGAGGAAGAGGGACAUCAUCCCUGGACUAAAAGUCCAUUAAGGAUGGAGGUUGGAAACGUCAACAGCAAGCAUUUUGUAUUGGCUCUCAAAGUAAAGAGUGUGCUUGAUCCAUGUGAGGAUGAAAAUGAUGAUAAUGAAGAGAUUGAAGUUAGCUUAGGAGCUGACUCGGAACAAAGGAACGGGUUUUCUGAAACUGACAGUGAGGUUGACCCUUCCCCAGAAGGCGAUUAUAUUGUUGCACCAAGAGAAAAGCUACAACAACAAGAACAAGAUAAUACUAGCAAAAUUGAUGAAGAUGAUACUCAGGAUCCAGAGGAAGAUGAACAGCAGUUAGCAAGGGUGAAGGACUGGAUCAACAGUAACCAAUAUGACAAAUUAGAAAUUACUGAUGUUCUUUCAAAUUUUCCGGACAUUUCGGUGGUUUUAACUGAAGAAAUUAUGGACAAACUUGUUAACGAAGGCGUUUUGUCCAAGACUGGAAGGGAUUCUUACAACAUCAACAAGCAGAAGGCGUUUGACUAUGAAUUCGACUUGGUGAAAGAAGAAAUUGAUGGUCAAAUAGACAAAGUUGAUGUCAAAGCUACCACAGCCCACGAUACCCUAUAUCUGAAGGCCUUAUAUCACACUCUUCAAAUGCGUUAUGUGACGGUUGCAAAGCUUCAAAACAAGCUUGAAGGAGAGGCCAGUCUGACCAAAGUACGUAAAAUCAUUGACAAGAUGAUUCGAGAUGGUUUCGUUGAAGCCAAAGGGAGCCGAAGACUGGGCAAACGCGUGAUCCACUCAGAUUUGGCUGAAAAGAAGUUGAAAGAAGUAAAGAAAGUAUUGAACUACGAAGACAUGGAAAUCGAAUCUUAUGAACCACAUGAAAAGUCCAACAACAAGAUGGAUAGCAACCACAGGGACAUGUCCACUUGUGGUAUCCUCCGUUCCAUUGGAUCAGAUUUAACGCGCAUGAGAGUGACAUCAGACACAAACCAAAAUGGUUUGAAAUCAAAGAACCUUGGAAACACUCCCACAAGCACGCCUGUGCCAGCUGCGUCGAGAGAAAGUUUCGUGCCAGGAAAUGAUAAUAUUAGAGUGAAUGGAAGUGGAAACCACCUUGACGAGAUGGACUUGGAAAAGUCUACUCAAGACAAACGUUCCAGAAAGACAAGCACGGUUAAGGAUCCUAUCCUUCAGCACACAAAGCGACAGAAAUCUCAAGACCAGUGAAAAGCCUGGCUUUAAAUAUCUGACUUGUUCGACCGUAUUCUCUUUAUUAAACUGGUAAUUCUUGGAAUGCAUCGAAAAUAGAAUAACUUUCUAGACCUUGAUGAACGUAUGGAUUAUCCUUGGAUUAUUAAUUUUCCCUUGCUCUCUUAAGAUUCUUAUUUUGCACCAACCCGACGUGUUUUCAGGUAAACGAAGAAACAAACACAGAAUCUAUGAAUUUUGAUUUGUUCCUUCCUAGUAGUUGAAUGUUAGUGUUGGAAAUCUUUCAUAUAGUUCGAACAUUUGAUUAUAAUUCGCUUCCUUUGUUCAUGGGAAUCAAGAAUUUAGAACAAAAUCUAUACGACAUGUGUUUUCAACAUUGAAUUUUGUUCAUGUACUUGUUAUAACCCUUGAUGUCAAUGCACAUUAAAAAUAGUUUUUCAAGACAUUCCUCCAAGUGAGAAGGAAUAUGAGCUUAUGUAGCAGGUGGCGUUCAGG
Benincasa hispida (wax gourd) is the source of this 2559-nucleotide messenger RNA. It is a transcript of the gene ASY1, whose product is annotated as DNA-binding HORMA family protein. The record is from RefSeq and is a predicted model, not a curated record. Lineage: Eukaryota; Viridiplantae; Streptophyta; Magnoliopsida; Cucurbitales; Cucurbitaceae.